Molecule: messenger RNA, 5085 nt
Organism: Paramormyrops kingsleyae
Lineage: Eukaryota; Metazoa; Chordata; Actinopteri; Osteoglossiformes; Mormyridae
Source: RefSeq, a predicted model, not a curated record
CCUGCAGGCCGCCAGACCUCCGUCCCUGUGAUACAGAGCUUUACGUACACGGCUUGUUUAUCGUGGUUCUUACGCACAUGUUGUUAAUUUGUUUGUUCGCGGCGCUUUAUAGCAUUUAAACUAAGAUUCAGUUUUAUAUGUUUUUGAUGCAACAUCCGUGUACAGCUGUAAUUUCAGGUCUAAGAAAUAUUAAGCAAUAUAAUGGCUUAGAUGAUUAUUAAUAAACUCAUCGAUGCUGGGAAAGUUUUUGUUGUUCUUCUUUUGGGAGUGAAUUCCUUUGAAAAGCUGUGUUGUGUGUGUGUUUGGGACAUUGUCAGUGCAAAGUGGAUCUGAUCUGACAGCCCUGCUUACCCGGACUUGGCAAGCUGCAGUGUUCUUUUUGUUACUGUAGGCAGUGGACAUCAAUAUACCUUAGGCUGGGGUAAUAAACAUAUGGAGAUCUGUGGACAAGCAUUGAGAAAAUUGAGCAGUGGCUGUCACUACUGAACAAAAUGCUUAAAUUUGUCCUCUAUAUUUUGACUCGGGGUUCACCCCAGUGGGGGAUCUGCGGGACCCCCGACCUCGCAGGAUCUGGUCCAAACGUGCAGAGCUGUCCCUACCGGUGCCCAGAUUUAAGCUGGACGAGUUCUACGUGGGUCCGAUCCCCCUGAAGGAAGUGACCUUCGCGCACCUGAAUGACAACAUCCGGGAGCCCUUCUUGGCGGAGAUGUGCGCCAAAUUUGGCGAGGUGGAAGAGAUGGAGAUUCUGUUCCACCCAAAGACACGCAAGCACUUGGGCCUGGCCCGCGUCCUUUUCACCAGCACCCGGGGUGCGAAGGACACCGUCAAGCACCUGCACAACACUUCUGUGAUGGGCAACAUCGUCCACGCACAGCUGGACAUCCGAGGCCAGCAGAGGAUGAAGUAUUACGACCUGAUAGUGAAUGGUACCUACACCCCCCAGACCGUCCCCACUGGAGGGAAGGCCCUCUCUGAGAAGUGCCCGCCAUCUGCGCCCCCCACCAACCCCGACACGUCUUCUGAUGUCCGGCGCAGGCUCUCCGGCGACUUCAUGGGCUCAAGUGUGCCCCCCCUCACCCCAGGCAGCACCACCCCUUGCUCCGUCGAUACCGGUUUCAGUGAGCCGCGCCUGGACACGCCUCCUUCCUCCCUGGGAGGGCCCUUCACCCCGGGUUCCUCUGCAUCUUCCCAGGGCGGGGGCACGCCCUACACUCCUCGCUCUGGGACUCCCUUCUCCCAGGACUCGGCAUUCAGCAGCAGGCAUGGGAAUCUGGGUUACGGAGGAGCCGGCGGCGCUAUGAGCAGUAGUUACCCUUCUCAGGACAUGUUGCCCUCUUCCUCCUGCUCCUCCUCUGCUGUCUCCUCGUCUUCUUCCAUUGGGGGAUACAAGACCUCCCGCUACCUUGAUGAAAUGCAUGCACCUCCCCAGGAAGGGCCCCCCUUCCACUGGGGUCGCCCCCCUUACCCCCCACCUGUCUCAUACCGCCCCAAUGAGCCGCCUCCUUACCCCGCCUAUCACAAUGCAGGGGGCAGCGGGCAGCAUUUGCACCUCCACCCCCCGCUUCCUCCUCCUCCUCCCACAUCCCAGUACGAGCCCCCCAUGGUCUUGGAGAGGGACAGGGAGCGAGAGAGGGACCGGGACAGAGACAGGGACUCCGUUGGCCGGUUCCCGGCCGGGGUAGGCUCCCGACGCUCCUCUUACCACCAUCAGCCGCCGGAGGCUGGCGUGCCCUCCAAGUCGUCGUCCUAUCAUUCCCAUCACCAUCACCACCACCAUUCAGAGCGCCGGGACGAGAGGGGCUACCGCAGCGGGAGCAGUGGAGGCAGCUCCAGCUCGCGGUCCGGAGACCAUGGCCACCAGAGACACCGGAAUCACCACCAUUCCCACAACCACCAUGGCGGGGGCAGCCGGCGCAGGGGAAGCCGGGACAGGGAGCGGGAUAGAGACAGGGAGCGGGAGCGGGACAGGGAGCGCGAGAGGGAUGGCGAGUUCCCCAGCAGCUCGGACUUGCGCUAUGCCCCCGGGGGCUCCGGCCCCGGCCGUCCGGCCACACCCAUGUCCUCCAACAGCCUGUCCCCGCUCCCCUCUUCUUUCCCCUUCACAUCAAAAGACACGCCACUUCCCGAGCAGGAGCCCAGCUCAGCGUACCGCCCACCGGGGAGGGAGCGCGGAGCAGCCGGUGAUAAGGACUACCGCCAUCAGACCCCCGUCGCACCGCCACCUCCCCCACCACCACCCCCAUUGCCCCCAGCAUCAGUCAUUGCAGCAGCAGUUGCGGAGAGCUACGGCACUACAGGCUAUGAUCAGGAAAGCCCCCCACCUGAGGAGCAAUGGGCCAAGCUGAAGCGUCGGCCCAGCACGCCGCCAUUGCCUCCUCAGACAUCCCUCUCCUCCAAGCCUGUCCCGUCCUCUCCUGCCCAUCCCUCCAUCACCUCCUCCUCCUCGCCAUCCUCUACCUCCGUUCCCCUCCACGGCCCACCGCUGUCUCCCCCCAGUCCCGCCCCUGACCGCAAUUCGUCAUCCCCGGAGCCAGACUCCACCAACGAGAGCCUACCGUUCGUCUACCAUAGCAGCAGCCUGGACUCCCGAAUCGAGAUGCUCCUGAAAGAGCAAAAAGCCAAGUUCUCCUUCCUGGCGUCGGAUGACGAGGAUGAGGAGAAGAGGGACGAGAAGCGUGCCGACGGGGAUGAAGCCCAUGCCAGGGGAGUCCCUGCGGAUGGUUCUGGCGAGGGGGUCUGUGAGGGUGAGGUGAAAGAGGGCGGCGGCGAGGAACGAGACCGGCGCAGGAGGCGCGAUGGGAACAGAGGGCCGGGCGAAGCAGAUGGUGGCCGUGCACGCCGAAAGGCAGAGCGGGAGAGAGAGCGUGAAGGGCGCCGCCGUAGGGCGAGGAAGGAGGGUGGAGGUGAAGGCAGGAGGAGCCCGGCAGUGGCCACCGCCCCCUCUUCCACCUCCUCAGCCCACUCGCCUCCCCCAGAGGCUGCCUCAAGUCAGCCAUGCCCCGACCAAGAAGAGGACCCCAGCUCCGGGUCAGCUGACCCUCGCAAGAGACAUGGAGCACACACGCCCCCCACUCUCAACGGACAGGGCCAGGCUUCUCCCCGCUCCUCUGGUGAGGACAUGGAGAUUUCGGAUGAAGACGAAAAUCCGGCGCCGGCUGGUGCUUCUCACCACGCCGCCCUUCCCUCCUCAUCGUCCUCACCCACCCCCUCGUCUCAGUCUGUCCCACCCUCCCAGACCCCCGACCCCUCGUCUUCUCCCCCUCCCCUUUCUGAAUCCACUCAGCACUUUGGCAACGUCCUGCCCCCACCCAUGCCCUCAUAUCCACCCCACCUGCCCCCGCCGCCGCCACACGGCUUCUCCCUCCAGCCCCCUCCUCCCCCUGGGCUCCCCCCACCCCUAGCGCACAUGGAUCUCCACCCGGAGUUCCCACCUCCCAUCCCCCCGCACAUCUACGACUACAGCCGCUCCAUGGAGCUGAUGAGCCAGUACAGCGGAGGGGCCCCCAUGUCCUUCCAGAUGCAGACACAGAUGCUGAGUCGGCUGCACCAGCUGCGCAUGUCCUCCAGCAAUGGAGCAGCAGCCCCCGGCGAGCCACCCCCGUCAGACUACCCCCCAUCUUACCCGCACGACUUGCCCCACCUGCACUCCCUCCCUUCUCACCCUCCCCCCCCUCACCCGCACCACCCCUACAUGGACCAAGAGGGAAGCGGCGCCCCCUUUGACCAAGACCACCGCUACAUGCCUCCGCCAAUUCCGUACCCAUUUGCCGACCCUCACGCCCCCCAGUUGCCGCCCCCGCCCCACCACGGCCUCCCGCCACCCCCCUCCUCCUGGCCCCCUCACCUGGUCCCCCCUCACUUCCCCUCUUACUUGCACCCACCCCCUGGGGCUCCAGCACCAUCCCACUUUGGCCCGCUGUCACCAUCGGCCAGCCCUUCCUCGUACGCAGCCCAGUUUGGUGCCGUGGGCGGCCCACAGGUGCCUCUGCUCCCGCAGCACCCCCACGAGGCCACCGUGCGUCUGGUCCUGGCCGCGCUCAUCCAGGAGAUGAAGAGCAUUGUACAGAGGGACCUUACCCGCAAGAUGGUGGAGAACAUCGCCUUCGGCACCUUCGACGAGUGGUGGGAGCGCAAGGAGAGGAAGGCCAAGCCUUUCCAAACGACGGUGCGCGGUGUUUCGGCCAGCCGAGGGGACGAGGAGAAAAAGGAGAAGGAGGAGAAGGAGAAGGAGAAGGCCAGCAGUCGGCCGCGUGAGCCCCUGCUCUCCCUGGUGGACUGGGCUAAGAGCGGCGGACUGGAGGGCUUCUCCCUGCGAGGGGCGCUCCGCCUGCCUUCUUUCAAGGUGAAGAGGAAGGAGCCCCUAGAGCUCCAGGAGGGGGUGGACAUGAAGAGGCCCCGCCCAUCCACUCCCCCCGACGAGGAGGACGAGGACUCAUACCAGGAGAAGGGUCCAGACGCCCUGGGUGGGCGCGGCGAGGAGGAUGGCGACCCCAGGGCUGAGCGGCAGGGGCGCAGGGGGCAAAAGAGGAUGAGGAGGCAGAAACAGUUCGAGCUGGACAGCGAGGGAGAGGAGACGUCGGACACCUCUUCCUCCGACAAGGAGGAUGACGAAGAUGAGGAAGACAGCGAUAAGGAGGAUGACUCUGAGGACGAGGCGGUGAGCGGUGACAGUGAUGACGAAAGCGAGUCCUCGUCCUCUUCGGAAAGUGGCUCCUCAUCCUCCUCAUCCUCAUCUUCCUCCUCGGAGGACGAAGAGGAUGAUGAAGAGGAGGCCACGAGGCCGGGGGAGAUUGAGGGAGUGGACACCAUGGAUGAGUCCACUAUGGACAGCGCCAUCUUGGAUGUGGAGCGGGAGGACGAGAGGAUCCGUCUCCAGGGGGCAACCACCAGCGCCGAAGGCAGGAGGGGAUCUGAUCCCAGAGCAGGUCUGUGCGGCGUGUCAGGGAGUGUAAGCAGGAGCAUGAGCAUGACGAGGAAUGUGACACUGCGAUUGACUGGGAGGUGGCGGUGUGACACUGCGAGUGACUGGGAGGUGGCGGUGUGACACUGCGAGUGACUGGGAGGUGGCGGUGUGACACUGCGAGU